AUUCCCGUAAAAGGUGACAUUGCUAUUGAGAAUCUGGAUUUGUCAGACACCGAUAGAAACAUGCUAAUCCAGAAGACGUCUGUAAUAUUCCAUAUAGCGGCGAACGUGAGAUUCGAUAUUACUCUGAGAAUGUCGGUGCUCCAGAACGUAAAAGCUACAAGAGAUAUAUGUAUUUUAGGUGAACAUAUGAAGAAUCUAGUGGCUCUCGUGUAUGUCAGCACGGUAUACUCACAACUCGACAAACACGUUAUUGAUGAAAUCGUGUAUCCAGCGGAAGUCGAUUGGAAGAAAAUGAUUCAAGUCGUCGAGACUUUGGACGAACAACUGUUGGAAGUGUUUAAGUCAAAGUAAGUAUAGAAACCGGUAUCUACGCUGU
Messenger RNA from Harpegnathos saltator (Jerdon's jumping ant), 376 nucleotides. Its product is annotated as fatty acyl-CoA reductase 1-like. Gene Ontology annotation, cellular component: peroxisome. The transcript is spliced from 2 exons. Gene Ontology annotation, biological process: long-chain fatty-acyl-CoA metabolic process. NCBI's taxonomy places the organism in Eukaryota, Metazoa, Arthropoda, Insecta, Hymenoptera, Formicidae. Gene Ontology annotation, molecular function: alcohol-forming very long-chain fatty acyl-CoA reductase (NADP+) activity. The coding region runs from base 61 to 351 and encodes 96 amino acids. The record is from RefSeq and is a predicted model, not a curated record.